Lotus japonicus is the source of this 2208-nucleotide messenger RNA. RefSeq lists its product as uncharacterized. Bases 217 to 2058 code for a protein of 613 amino acids. The transcript has 15 exons. NCBI's taxonomy places the organism in Eukaryota, Viridiplantae, Streptophyta, Magnoliopsida, Fabales, Fabaceae. Gene Ontology annotation, biological process: translation. Gene Ontology annotation, cellular component: mitochondrial small ribosomal subunit. The record is from RefSeq and is a predicted model, not a curated record. Gene Ontology annotation, molecular function: methyltransferase activity; structural constituent of ribosome.
AAUGAGGAUGAAAAAAAGAACUAGAAAAGAAUGCUUAGAAAACAGGGCUUAAGAGGGGUUUAUUACCGGUAGCACUCGCUAGCAAGUUUUGCUUCGAGUUCAUGGGGCUUCGCCUUCACGUCGCGUGCCGUGCUUCUCAUUCCGCAGACUGAAGAAGUGAUAGAGGACCCUGGUUACUUGGACCGCAAGGAGAGCUUUGUUACGUUGUGGGCCAGCAUGGCUACCCAGACAAUAGUUGAAACUGCACAGAAAAUUGUCACCCCUGAAACCAUCCGCCAUGCAGCCAAACAAUCCCAACGUUGUCUCACUGUCCCUAUCCGUCUCCGCCGUGCCAUUAAAAAAUACCUUCGAGAGCAGGAGGAGCCAUAUAUGAAGAGGAAAGUCUUGAGUUUGUCCCAAUCUUUUAGUGAUAUCAAGAAUGUCAAUCUACAACUGGCAACCACCACGUCAAGGGAGUUAGUUGAAGACCCUUUAAAAUCUCUUGAACAAUCAAAGCGCUGGAAGAUUAAGAGCUCUUACGGUGACAUAGGUCUAACGUACAGUGAUGAACAGACAAAUGCUUAUGUGGCUUCUCGAAUGCCUGCUGUUUACUCUGCUUGUUACAGAGUACUUAAAGAGGUUCGUAGAAGGCUUCCUGGUUUCUCCCCAGCCAAGGUGUUAGAUUUUGGUGCUGGGACUGGUUCAGCUUUCUGGGCACUGCGAGAAGUUUGGCCAAAGUCUUUGAAGAAAGUGAAUUUAAUUGAACCAUCACAGUCAAUGCAACGUGCAGGUCUGAACCUCAUACAAGGUCUCAAGAAUUUGCCACUUAUUCAAAGCUAUGAUAGCAUUCAAGCUCUUUCUAAACGUACCAGUAAAUCAGAGAGAGGGCAUGACCUUGUAAUUGCUUCUUAUGUUCUUGGAGAGAUUCCAUCACUAAAGGAUCGAAUCACCAUAGUUCGCCAGCUUUGGGAUCUAACACAGGAUGUUCUGGUUUUGGUUGAACCUGGAACACCUCAUGGAUCUAGUAUUAUAGCUCAGAUGAGAUCUCACAUAUUAUGGAUGGAAGAAAGAAAGUUCCGUAAAUCUUCUCAAAAGAACAAAGAAGUUUGUAAAGAUUUGAUAACUAAGAAGGAUGGUGCUUUUGUAGUUGCUCCUUGUCCCCAUGAUGGGACUUGUCCACUGGUAAAAUCUGGAAAAUAUUGUCAUUUUGUUCAGCGCUUGGAAAGGACAUCAUCACAACGUGCCUACAAGCGUUCAAAGGGUGAGCCUUUACGUGGCUUUGAAGAUGAGAAAUUUUCCUAUGUUGUUUUAAGACGAGGACUAAGACCAAGAGAAUCUUGGCCUCUUGAUGGUAUUACAUUGGAGACUCUGAAGGAACAGCAUGCUAAAAGAAAUCCAGAAGAUCUUGAAAUUGACUACGAGGACUGGUUGAAGUUGCAACAAGCUGACGAUGCUCCUCAUGAAGUAGUAGAUGCAGUAACUAAUGAUUCUGAUGCUAUUGAAGUUGACUACGAUGACUGGUUGAAGUUGGAACAAGCUGAUGAUGCUCCUCAUGAAGUAGUAGAUGCAGUAACUAAUGAUUGGGAUGCUAUUGAAAUUGACUACGAUGACUGGUUGAAGUUGGAACAAGCUGACGAUGCUCCUCAUGAAGUAGUAGAUGCAGUAACUAAUGAUUCUGAUGCUAUUGAAACUGAAGGGGGUGCUGAUGAUGCUCCACAUGAAGUAGUACCUCAUGAAGUAGUACGUGCAGUAACUUAUGAUUCUGAUGCUGUUGAAACUGAUGGGGAUGCUGAUGAUGAUGAAGAGAUUGAGGAAGAGGAAACAGGUAGUGCUGAUCUUGGAGGUGGCUGGGGCAGAAUUAUCUUCAUGCCUGUAAGGAGGGGUAGACAGGUCACAAUGAAUGUGUGCAGGUCCACCAAGCCAGAUGCCUCAGAGGGUUCUUAUGUCCGUAUUGUUGUAACCAGGAGCAAGAACCCUACUUUGCAUGCUAUGGCCAAAAAAGUCAUCUGGGGUGACCUAUGGCCGUUUGCCUGGCAUAAGCCUAAGCCUUUGACCCAAAUAGAACACCAAGUAAUGUGAGCUGUUGAUUUGUUUGUGUCAUUGCUUGUGCCUCUCAUAUAUAUAACAAUGUUUAAAGGCUAUGCCUUUCAAACUGAAUGAAAAAAAAAAUUAAUUCUCAUUACGAUUUUCCUUUAUAGUAAAUCAAUUCAAUGAAAAGGGAUUUGACUA